AUGGCGGAUCCUCUCAGCAUUGCAACAACCAUCGCUGGAAUCAUCCGGGAGUCUAUCAAGGUCGGCAAGCAGCUCUAUGACCUUCUAGGUCGCUAUAAGAGGUCGAACCUCACCCUCCUCUGUCUCUGCACCGAGGUCUUUAUCAUCGAGAAGGCGCUCGUCAAGCUGCAGGCAUAUGGUACGGAGAAUCCCCGAGCUUUUGGGUUCAACGACAAAGAUGCAUCAAAGGACAUUGAUUGCGCGCUCUUUGCUACGAGUAUCACUCUCUCCGAGCUAUCAAGGCAGCUCGAGAAACUCGGAGGGAGAAUAGAGGCCGAGUCACGCCCUCGCGCGACAACGCUGGAGAAGCUCAAACUGCUUUGGAGAGAGGAAGAUAUGAAGCAGAUUCUUGAUCAUCUCCGCGGCCAGCAUAGCGCGCUUCAAUUUCUCUUGACCGCGAUUACCAUGGAGUCUAUCGACGAAAUUAAGCAGAUGCUAGCCAAUAACCGACCCGUCAUAGAACACAUGGAGGAAGAAGCGUCGAUACAUAGUCAGAGACUCGGGUGUCUUAAAGCUCUUUCACGUCCACAGUAUAGUGCGACAAUUGUUGGGAGCGAUUCAGUCAAAUCAAUCCCAGAAGACAGCAUCGCCGACCCACUCGAAAUUUCUUGCGCAACCGAUGAGAAGCCUGCCUAUCCCUUGAUCCCCGAACUCAUUGGAAGCGGUCUGAGUUACCAGCAAGUGAUCGACAUAUACGAACGGAGCGGCCUCGAUCCGUUGACAGUCAAAGCGAAACUAGAGGCGUGGAAGACCUAUGGGUCCAAUACAGACUUUCGCAUCGCUCUCACGGCGCUUAUACGCAAUAACUGCAACGUGGCUGUCACUGAUGACGGUCUCAUGUUCCUAUACGUACUGGACCGCCAGCUAUACCCGCGUACGCUUCUAAUGCUGAAGAAGUAUGCAUACAACUUUACCAUCACUCAACAACGACUCGAAAUCCUAAUGCGUCUGUCGGAGAUGACGAUCGCACUACACUCCCCAACAAUAGAUCCAUUAACAAGUAGCUCGCCAAACUCCUCUAGUAUGUCACGAAGUAUAGCGACAGACAAUUUGCGUCGCUUCCUUGGAUCGUUAGAGGCCAACAUGUAUAAUUUUGCAGAGACCUAUCAACAAAUCAACGGUCUCAUCAACCUUCGUCGACUCUCAGACCUCAUUAAAAACCACAAUCAAUGGCUUUUUGAUGAUCCUCAAAGUCAUAACUACGCCGCACUUGACACUAUGUGGCUCGUCCAGUUCUGGGAGCACUACGCAUACGACGCCGUCAUCACCGAAGAUACGCUCUGUCAGGUGAUGAAUUGGUUCAUCACACAUCAAGGAGUCCCUUGCCACAUUCAUGUUGUUCUCCUCCUCCUACGUCGUUGCUUCUUCCGCAAAGAAGUACUCCUCAGAUCAUUGGAUCGACUUAGGGGUGCAAAUGACGCUCCUACGUAUCUUACACUGACGCUAGAGAUUCUCGCGCACUCUACCGAUCAACUUCCAGUGGACCAUCUCGUCUCUGAGGUGAACCGCUUGUUCAAGAAGUUCUGGACGGAGCCGCGCUUCUACUAUCCACCGCUGAUGGCCAAUAAAUACAACUACAACGUUCCUGAAAUGGUCAGGGUCGAGAAGGCGGUCGAGUCUGCCUUUCCCUCUGCCUUUGUUGAGACGGGUCUUUGUUGGGAUUGGCUCAUGUUCAACGGGUUCGAUCUCAAGGAAACUCAGAAAGAUGCCACGAUGAUCCCAGAUACCUUUUCAUCGCUGAGUGCGGAGCAGAAGAAGGAAUGUAUUCGACAAAUGCAUGCACGGCGGAGUGUUUCCAUCAAGUAUUCACCAGACUCUCACCUCUUUCACCAAGAUAGGCUGAAUUAA
Molecule: messenger RNA, 1887 nt
Organism: Serendipita indica DSM 11827
Lineage: Eukaryota; Fungi; Basidiomycota; Agaricomycetes; Sebacinales; Serendipitaceae
Source: the annotation of a GenBank genome assembly